Messenger RNA from Olea europaea var. sylvestris, 501 nucleotides. Its product is annotated as polyubiquitin-like. The record is from RefSeq and is a predicted model, not a curated record. Gene Ontology annotation, molecular function: ubiquitin protein ligase binding; protein tag activity. Gene Ontology annotation, biological process: modification-dependent protein catabolic process; protein ubiquitination. Gene Ontology annotation, cellular component: cytoplasm; nucleus. Bases 1 to 501 code for a protein of 166 amino acids. Lineage: Eukaryota; Viridiplantae; Streptophyta; Magnoliopsida; Lamiales; Oleaceae. The transcript has 3 exons.
AUGAACCCAGCUAAGAUACAAGAUAAGGAAGGUAUUGUACCAGACCAACAGAGGCUCAUUUUCACUGGUAAACAGCUUCAGGAUAGUCGUAGUUUGCCUGACUAUAAAAUUCAUAAGGAGUCCACACUCCACUUGGUGUUGAGGCUUAGUGGUGGCAAGCAGAUUAUUGUCAAAACCCUUACUGGGAAGACAAUAACCCGUGAAGGUGACAGCUCUAACAUCAUUGAUAAUGUUAAAGCUACAAUUAAGGACAAGGAAGGAAUCCCACCAGACCAGGAGAGGCUGAUCUUCGCUGGAAAACAGCUUGAGGACGAUCGAACAUUGGCAGACUAUAGCAUUCAGAAUGAGUCAACUCUGCACUUGGUGCUGAGGUUGAGGGGAGGCAUGAAGAUUUUUGUGAAGACUCUGACAGAAAAACUGUCAGUUCGUAUUGACAAGUCGAACACCAUAUCUACUGUCAAAGCUAAUUUAAAAGACAAGCACACAGAUGAAACUACAUGA